Messenger RNA from Drosophila miranda, 1793 nucleotides. Its product is annotated as calcineurin subunit B type 2. Lineage: Eukaryota; Metazoa; Arthropoda; Insecta; Diptera; Drosophilidae. The record is from RefSeq and is a predicted model, not a curated record. The transcript is spliced from 4 exons. Bases 243 to 755 code for a protein of 170 amino acids. Gene Ontology annotation, molecular function: calcium-dependent protein serine/threonine phosphatase regulator activity; calcium ion binding.
UAUUUCUGAGGGUCGGACGGUAUAUUGAACUCGUGUUGCGUUGCAAGUGCACAAUAGAAAAUUAAAUUUUUUAACAACAAAACCAUAAUACUGCGCCAAAUAAGCCCCACGAGAAUGUGCACGAAACUUGAAGGCAUUCAAUUAUAAUAGAAAGCACCGAAUUAUUAGCGGAGAGAGUGAAAGCAGAGCAGUGCAAAAUCUCGAAAUUAGUUGUACUAUAGAUAGCACAAGGAAAAACCAAAAUGGGAAACGAAACAUCACUGCCCAUGGAAAUGUGUUCCAAUUUCGAUGCCGAUGAGAUUCGACGCUUGGGCAAACGUUUCCGCAAACUGGAUCUGGACAAUUCGGGGGCAUUGAGUGUGGACGAGUUCAUGUCGCUGCCGGAGCUGCAACAGAAUCCGCUGGUGCAGCGCGUGAUCGACAUAUUCGAUGCCGAUGGCAACGGGGAGGUGGACUUUAAGGAGUUCAUCCAGGGCGUCUCACAGUUCAGCGUUAAGGGUGAUAAACUGUCGAAGCUGCGCUUCGCGUUCCGCAUCUACGACAUGGACAACGAUGGAUACAUUUCGAAUGGUGAACUUUUUCAGGUUUUAAAAAUGAUGGUGGGCAACAAUCUGAAGGACACGCAACUGCAACAGAUCGUGGACAAGACAAUCGGUUUCGCGGACAAGGAUGAGGAUGGCAAGAUAUCGUUCGACGAAUUCUGUUCGGUGGUUGGAAACACGGACAUACACAAGAAGAUGGUUGUUGACGUUUAAUAGGCUUACUGAGAAUCAUUAUUUUUAUAUGCAGUUUUAUUUAUUCUUUUGUACAUGCAUAUAUGCAUUCUUCUUUUUUUUGUCACGAUUACUCUCAUGAUAAUGUCACUUUUGUUGAUCAGCGAUCAGGGAUUCGCAUUGUUAUGAAGCUGCUAACGAGCCAUUUCAGUCAGCCAGUCAGUCAGUAAAUCAAUCAAUCAGUCAGUCAGUCAGUCGAGCAAGCAGUUACUCUUAAGUUGAAAAGUGAAAUAAUGCGCCUCCUACUUACUUCUUAAAUGUAUACAUCUAUAUACAUAUAUAUACAUGCAUAUAUAGUCAUAAUUUAUUAUACAAAUAUACACUUAAUGAACUUACAAAUCCUCAAAACAAAAUCAAAACUAAAACUUAAAACCAAUUACAAUCAAACUCCAAUCAAAGUGAAGGCAAAUAAAGAAAGCAAGCAUGGUUGAACUUGAACCCAUCCAAAGGAUCUUUCCAAUCGGCAAAGAGAGAGGUUCGUCGCGCCGCGUCACUUGUAUGAUUGUUGUCCCGCUUAUCCAAAUCGUGGUUUUUCCGGCUUUUCACACACACGCACACACACACAGACACACCUGAGCCGCCGCCUGAGCACGGCCAUGUGUCAUAGUUUAUGUUAAUUAUUUCUAAUUCUCCUGUGAUUUUGCCAAAAACAAAAAAAAUAACAAAAUUAAAAUGAAAAUGAUGAGAAGAGAAGAGAUGAAAAGAGAGCAGAGCAGUGAAGUGCAGUGCAGAAAAAGAGCAUGAGAAGAAGUGCUGCGUGCUCCUCUAUCGACUUAGUCUUAUUUACACAUUGUGUACUUUUUAUAUAUUUAUACAUACCUACUUGUACUAAUCGAAUGUUAUAAUCUACGUAUUUUUUAUAUCUCUUGACUAACUUGAAAAGAAGGCCACAUGUUCUUAAAUUCUUAGCCCCAACUACCCAACCUAAUCAAGCCUAACUUUACUCAAAUCAAUCGGAUAUAUUCUUAAGCAGAACUGCGAAUUACGGCUGCUCGAAAUCAAAAAAAAAAAAAACAAAAA